Molecule: messenger RNA, 786 nt
Organism: Rodentolepis nana
Lineage: Eukaryota; Metazoa; Platyhelminthes; Cestoda; Cyclophyllidea; Hymenolepididae
Source: the annotation of a GenBank genome assembly
ACGAGGGGAUUCGAUAGAAAUCAUGAAGUUCGUGGUUUUAUAGGAGAUCCUUUCGAAAUCCAAACUCUUCUUCCUGUGAGUUACAACAAAAUUGUCACAGAUUCAGGCAUUUAUCGUAUUCCUGCAACAGGCAACUAUUCGACAGCGUUAUUCCAAUGUCAAAUUUCCCUGGAUGACAGCGGACGUCGCAUACUAAAGCUCAGAGGCAUUAUGUCUGGGAGAUUGACUCGUCUUUACUUUCUCUCGCAUCUAGACCUCAUCCCAAUAACUCUCUUUUUCUUUAAUGACAACAAGUGGUCAGAUACUUCCUACGGCACCUUCGACCCAACUUACUCCACACCCAUUGCUCGCAAGGUUCCAAGGAAUGCUACUGUUGUUCUUCAAUGUCUCAUUAAUGGAUGGUCACCUGCAUUUUCACUGUAUACAUCAAUCAACAAAACCCUGUACUUCAGCACUACCAGACUUGGAUAUACAUGGGAAAACAAAACCGCUGAUUUUCCACAUAUUCGUAGCGUUGAGCAUGCCUACAACGGAAAUCGUCUCAUAAAUAUCACGGUGACAAAGAAUGAAUCCAUUGACUACUACACAUGCAACAGAGACUACUACUGGCUCACCCAUGUCAUCUACUGGGAUGAAACCGAAAGCGUCAACCUCGGAAUGAUUGCAGGAAUAGUAGUCGGAAUUAUCUGCGGAGUUCUUCUCAUAAUUUUCUGCUCCCUUUCCAUAUGGAGAUUUAUCCACAAGCCCACCGAUGGAAAGCCUAAAGACACAGAAAGGUUUUUUUAA